AUGUCAACUGCUGAUUUCGAAAGUCAAGGAGAUGAAUUAGAUGCCUUAACCAGUAUUCUGGAUGAAACAACAUUUGAAAUAAACAAAAAAUCUACAAAUACAGAAAAUACACACGGUACUCUAGUCAUUGAAGUGACACUACCUGAUGAAUUUUAUAUUGAAUAUCAUCCAAAUCAGCGUCGUCGUGUUCAAUAUUUACCACCAAUAUUUCUUCGUUUUACUUUACCAAAUGAUUAUCCAUCGAUAUCAUCACCAUCAUUUCAACUUGAAUGUAUUUGGAUGAAUGAUAAACAGUUACAAAUAUUAUCAGAAAAUCUAAACAGUAUGUGGUUGGAUAAUAGUAAUGAACCAAUUCUAUUUCUUUGGUACACAUCAUUGAGCGCACAAGCCCUUGAAUGGCUUAAUAUAAUAACAACACUUGAUUUAACCCUAUCAUUUCCUUCGACAAUAACAAAAUCAUUACAACCUCAAUUAACUUCCACACAAGUCGCAGCAACUAUUCAUAAUUAUGAAUGUGAAAAAAAAUUAAUUCUUCUUUCACGUACUAUAAUAACAUGUCCUAUAUGUCUUACUGAUGUUGGUGGGAAUGAUUGUUUUUUAUGUUAUUCAUGUUCAGGUACUGCUUGUAAAUCAUGCAUUAAAUCAUAUCUUGAAACCAUAAUUACAGCUGGACAAGUUAAAUCUAUAACAUGUCCAAUAAAUUCAUCAUGUAAUAUUGAAUUAACACCAGCACAAAUAGCAUCAUCUGUUGAUAAAGAAACAUUUCAUCGUUAUGAUCGUCUUUUAUUUCAAUUAUCUAUUGAUUCAAUGGAUGAUAUUAUGUAUUGUCCACGUUGUCAAAAACCUGUUAUUGUAACACACGGAACAGAUGAUCAUCUUAAAAAUACAUUAGGUGAAUGUGCAACAUGUACAUUUGUAUUUUGUACUUUAUGUGGCAAAACAUUUCAUGGUAUUAAUCCAUGUCAAUAUUCUGAGAAUAAAUUAAAAGAUAUUUAUAAAGAAUAUCAAAAUGCAACACGAGAAGAACGAAUAGCACUUGAACAAAGAUAUGGUAAAAUUUUUAAUCGUCUUAUGGAUGAUAUGGCUUCGAUAGAAACAAUUAAACAAACUGCUCGACAAUGUCCUAAAUGUUCGAUCUUUGUUGAUAAACUAGAUGGUUGUAAUAAGAUGACAUGUGUGAAAUGUCAUUCUUAUUUUUGUUGGACAUGUUUAGGUUUAUUAUCAAAAACUGAUCCAUAUGGUCAUUUUAAUCGACCUGAAAGUAAAUGUUUUAAUAAAUUAUUCGAAGGUGUACCGGGAAUGGAAUGGUGA
Molecule: messenger RNA, 1311 nt
Organism: Rotaria sp. Silwood1
Lineage: Eukaryota; Metazoa; Rotifera; Eurotatoria; Philodinida; Philodinidae
Source: the annotation of a GenBank genome assembly